AUCAGCUGAAUGUACGUGUUGUGAUUCAAUGGGAACGGGUCAAGGGAGUGUAAAAACAGCUUUAACCAGUAUUAAAUCAACUGGUUCAGUCAGAUCACGGUCAUCUCUCAAAUCAUCAUCAUAUUGUGCUUCCAACUUUGAUGUUGUUGACCAAACUAUGUCAGCAGGUUUACAUCAUCAACAUUCAUAUGUGCAACGGAAUCACGAACCUAUUGGUAAAUCAAUUAAAUCAAAUACAUCCUCAACUCGAUCCCAUCGGACAGUUUCAUUUGCAACUGUUAAUGAACGAUUUCUCAAAGUACUUAAAAGAUCAGUUAAAAAUCCAUCCGGAUCUGUAGUAUCGAGAAGAUCAAUUCUUGAAUGUGAUUUAACAGCUUAUGAUUUGAUUGAGCAAAGUUUACAUGAGACUUGUAUUGAAGAUGAAGAUAUUGUUGUUGAUGAAGAGAAAGAAAACUAUCAUUACAAUGAUUCCAUGGAAUGUUUAAGUGAUGAAGAAGAAAGUGAGGACAUCAUGGAUAGACAUAGAUUGAAUCAAGUUAUUCACGAUGUUUCAGGUUCAAAGAAAUACCAACGUCGUUCUCGUCACUGUUCACCUUCUCUGUCAUCAUCAACAAAAGGACUUCAUUCCAUUCCAAAUAGCAGUCGAAAUAUGUUACCACGGCUAGGUGAAUCGUCCCUUAGAUAUAAACCUAGAGUCAAAGCGAUCUCAAGUGUUGAUCUUUCUCAAAAGUCCAUAAUAACUGAUGGUAAAGCUAGUUUGAAAAAAGGGUUACGGAUUGGAGGACAAGGAAUGUCUCUUUUUCCUUCGGCAGUGGAAACUAAAGCUUCAUCAACCUCAGGCGUUGUUAAAUCACGAAGCUCUGAAUCAAUUUUGUCUGCAUCAGAUAAAUCAAGUUCAAUUACCAGUUCUAAUCUCACCGAUCGACCAGCCUCAUGUCUCUUAUUACCGCUUCCUGAACCUGAUUAUGACAGUGAAACUGGAAGUGACAAUGAUGCCAAGCACAGAGGUCAGAAAAUUAUAUCUAAUGGAUCAAUUUCACGUUCUUGUCCAAGAAUUUUGAGUCAAGCUCAAUCCUUUACUCAAUUGAAUGAAAGUGAACCAACAACCAAAAGUGACUUUACCAGUUCAAGAGCCAAUUUUAUAGAGACUCGGUCCCUUGAUCGCCGAGGUAAACGUAGGACACAAUUAAAGCAAUCAAUGUCAUCAAGUUCACUCUCUGGAAAUGCAAAUGGUUUCCAAGAAGAUGUCACAAUGGAUGAUCACAACUCCCUUAGGCAAUUAGGUUCAAAAUUUGAUGGUUCUUCAACUAUUUCAAUCCCAAGUGAUGUUAAUUACAUGGCCAAGGUUAAAUCAAUUUUGAAGAAAUCAGUUACUUGGAACGAGUCAGUGACUAAGACUCAUUCAUUAUCAAGUGAUUCUAAUUGUGAUACUACCUAUGGAUCUACCAACAGUGAUAGUGAUUUUUCAAGUUAUCGUAAGUGUUCAUCUUCAGUUUUAGCUAAUAGUAUUAGUACUCUUCCAAGAGUAAGAGGUCGUUGGUCAUCAUCAUCAAGUGAAAGGUCAACAAUAAGUGCCAAUGGCGUGAAAGGACCAAAAAUAAAGAAACAUGUUCACUUUGGAUGCUCCAAGGAUGAUGAUAGCUUAAUUAUUGAGCAUAUAGGUGAAACCAUUUUUGAGGAAGAUGAAGAACCAAUUUACGAUGAUAUUGCAAAUGUCAUUUCAAACGACCUUUCACCUGGCCUUCAUCAGCAAAACAGUCAAUCUCAACCUCAGUGUCAACCAGCAACAGCUCCAUUCUCUCGGUUACCUCAACCUCCGCCCCCACCUCCUCCACCACCGCCGCCUCACUCAUCGUCUAGUUCAUUGACUCCAACUUCACAGACACCAUUAUUAUCCUCUUCAUCAGCUGUCCAUUCGAAAAGUCUAAACGGAAAUUAUAAAAGAUCGUUUGAAUCAGAUGUUGAUAAUAACGGCAAUGAUGAGGUUAAUGGAAGCAACGGCAGUGGUAAAGGCGGAAAUAAAUUACAGGAUGACCGAGUCAAUGAGCUAACCAAUGGAUUCUCAUCAGCAGCUAAAACAACAAGCUCAGGAACUGAUGAGGAAAAUAAAGGAGUUUCAACACGACGUGUCUACGGAGUUUUAGACACAGGCGACUCAGUGAAUAGUCCAAGGUCAACUAGUAGUUACCUUAAAUUGGCUCCUAAAUCAUCGGAUCAAAUGGGUAGUGAUAGUUUAACAAAUAGCAAAAAAACUGGCGGAUCAAAGGAAAUUAAGGAACAACCGGCUUCACCAUCAUUACCAUCAAUAUCAUCCAAUCAACCAUAUAAAAUUUCUCGAUCAGGAAUAAUCAAUGGAUUAAGGAGAGAAGUUGAAUCAUCUGAUGAAGGUGAGCUGGUUAACAGUGGUGGUAGUAUCCAGCGUGGUUCCAAUAAUAUCCAGUCCAAUGGUAAUCUUAAGCAUAAUGAUAAUGUUAACACAAAUGAACAUAAUGGUGAUAAUAAUAAUGUUGAUGGUGAUUGCUUUCAUCAUCCAGAAAGAGUAAAUAGAUUGAAGAAUAGCACUUUAAAUUGUAACAUUGAAGGUCCACUUUCUCCUGAGUUUACAUCAUCUUUAACCAAUCACCAUCAAAACCAGCAACAACAGCAACAUUUAAAUAAAUACAAUGGUAACCAAGAUGAACGUAAUGCAUCAAUUUUAUCGGAAUUGAGAGCUGGAAUAAAAGAAAAGCUAGAAAAUAAGUUAAUUAAAGACAUUAUAAUCUCAAAUGAACUGAAAGCAUUAGCCGAGAAGUCGUCAUCUGUUACAUCAUGUGACUCAAACCGUUACAAUGGCUGGUCAACUCUUAACCAAAGAAGCAAAUCAACAACUUUUAACGAUCAUUCCAAUGUCCAUAGGAUCAAUCAAGACUCUAUUAAAAACAAUCUAAACGGGGUUAAUGACAACCAUAGAGAUGUAAAUAAUUGUAGAAACAAUCAAGACAAUUAUGGUGAAAAUGACGAUGAUGGUGAUAUUAGCGAUGAAAGAAAUCUUGGAAAGGCUGAUUAUGGCUUUACCAUUUCAAUUGUCAAUAAUGUUAAUUCAGCUCGUAAUCGUAACCCAGAUUACGGUAUUACUUCACCUUAUUCAUCCAAUACUUCAUCAUCAUCAUAUUAUGAUACCCAUUUACCAUCAGAAGAAUCAAGUAAAAUUGUGAUCAAUGUGCCAUUAGGAGGAGGUGUUGGUGGUAACAAUUUUUACGAUAAUGAGCCCAAUGAACAUAUUUACGAGGAACUGGAUAAAGUGUCCAUUUAUGGAGCUAAUAAAGCUAAUUUGGAGAUUAAUGGGUUGACAAUCAAUGAAUCAAACCUUGGUUAUAUUAACCACCAUUCAAUGUCCAAAAGAUCCAUUUUUGAAGGAGCAUCAAGAGACGAGAUAUUAGAGUAUCUGGCAGGUGCAAAGGAAAGAGUCGAAGUAUUAAUAGAUGAAACAAGUCCAACAUCUUUAAAUCAUCAUUCCCAUCAUGGGUUAGUUACUCGGCCUAAUUUGGCGUCAACUAGGCGUAAUCGAACCUCUAAUGUCAGUAAUGUUAGUAGCUCAUCAAAUGAUUCAAGUACCACAGCAACUAGCUCAUCCAUUGAAACGGAAGACUGUUCAUUAACCAAUAGUACAACCGGAACUCCGGUUGAACGUAACGAUUCGGGUGUCGGUGUGGAAACAAGUAAACCAACUAAGAUCCGUCGAUCAAACAACUUGUUAUCCUCACCAGGAGAAAGUGAACGAUUAUGUGCCGACUGUGAACAACUGAUUGAACCCAAAGAGACCAAUGAAAACCGAGACAAUAACAUUGAACCAAAUCAACUCGAGGACAAUAAUGACAUUAUUUAUUAUACUCUUGUCUGUAAUAAAUGUGAAAAAAAGAGAAGCGAACGAAAAGAGAUAAUUUCUGAAUUUGUAGAUACAGAAUUCAAGUAUGGACGUGAUUUACGGAUCAUAAGGGAAGAAUUUCAUCGUCCAAUGGAGGUUGCAGGACUUCUGACCAAGGAACAAAUCAAGGGAGUCUUCAUUAAUCUAGAGGAACUGAUCAAUGUGAACUCAAAAUUCUCGGAGAAACUGCAGGACGCUAUUGACAUUGCUUCUGAACAAGGAGAUGAGGAUUUCACCACGGUCAAUAUUGGAAAGCUUUUCAUGGAAUCAGCUAGUAUGCUUCAUUCCUUUGAGACUUACUGCCUUCGCCAAGGGUCAGCUUCCGUUUUGCUGAACCAGCUGGAGAAAGAAAAAGAGCUUCUCAGAAUAUUUCUAAGAGUAUCGCAGAUGGAGAACACUUUACUCAGGAGGAUGAAUCUAUCAGCCUUUCUAAUGGUGCCUGUACAAAGAGUCACUAAGUAUCCAUUGUUGUUGAAUCGAUUGUACAAAGUAACCCCACACCAUCAUCAAGACAGGGAUGCUUUAAAAUUGGCUCAGCAAAAGGUUGAAAUUCAUUUGGAACACAUAAACCAACAAACGAAAGGUUCCACUGCACCAACUAAAAUCUGGAGAAAGUUUUCUCAUCUUUCAAAUAGACGAUUACCCAGUAUAGAUGACAUUGGUGAUAUUAAAUUGAGAAAGGUUGCUCUGGAAGCUAUGAAUUGGACUCGAGAUCAAGCUAAUUUUAUCAUGUCUGGUCGUCUUUCAUUUUUGCCAUCCUCAGAAUAUCAAUUGUAUAAAAAGCGAGGAAACAUAAAAUUUUCCUCUGCUAGUUGCCUUUUAAUGAGCCUUGGGGAAAUGUUACCCUCAAUUAAAAGUAAUUUAGCGGACGAUGACGAAGAAUUCGAAAGAGAACUCAUGUUUCCUCGAUCAAACCAUGGAUGUGAACAAGCAGUUUUAAUUUUAAUCAAAGAGAAACACAGUAGAUACACACUUUGCAGAGAGCCAUUCAACCUUGCAUCCUGUGUUAUUUCAUCUGACAGUGAAUUCGAAGACUUAUUUGAAAUUCAUGAACAAAAUACUAAAGAGUCAUUCAUUUUGAAGGCUGAUUCACCAACAGAAAAGCGUGAUUGGUAUAGACAAAUCUGCUACCACUCAAAAAAUUUAGGAAAUUGGCGAAAGCGUCGGAAUGCUUUGGCAAACAUCAUGAUGGUGCGCCCAUGAGGAACAGAAGAAAUGUUGCAAUGGGUCAACCUGUUUAUUGUGAAUUUUGUGCAUUCUAAUCGAACCUGAUCUGAAUUGUUUAAUUUUCUUGCAAAUCGCCAAACGACCCAUUUUUAACAAAUGAUCAAAUAAUCUAGUCGCUCUGAAAUUAUUUAAAAUAAUCAUAUUAUAAUAACAUUGUAAAGAUUGGUUAUUGAUAAGUAUAAAAUGUAUCUUUUAACGCAAA
Messenger RNA from Tetranychus urticae (two-spotted spider mite), 5333 nucleotides. It is a transcript of the gene RhoGEF64C, whose product is annotated as Rho guanine nucleotide exchange factor at 64C. Gene Ontology annotation, biological process: positive regulation of Rho protein signal transduction. Lineage: Eukaryota; Metazoa; Arthropoda; Arachnida; Trombidiformes; Tetranychidae. Gene Ontology annotation, molecular function: guanyl-nucleotide exchange factor activity. The record is from RefSeq and is a predicted model, not a curated record.